This is a messenger RNA of Diversispora eburnea, 582 nucleotides long. The record is from the annotation of a GenBank genome assembly. NCBI's taxonomy places the organism in Eukaryota, Fungi, Glomeromycota, Glomeromycetes, Diversisporales, Diversisporaceae.
AUGCUCAAGAAAUUAAAGAAAUUAUUAAAACAAGGAUUGAAUGUAAAACUUUCUAAUGAAUUAUGGAUAAUUAUCUUUACCAUAUACCUCGAAGAAUCAAAUUUUCGAAAAAUCUUUCAAUUACGACGAACUUGCAAGCAAUGGAAUAAUGUUAUACCAAUAGUAGUGAACACAAUGAUAUCCAGGAAUUGGAAUGAAGAAUGGGAAAUUCGGAUAAUGUCAGAAGACGAAUCAUAUAUUGAUGUGAAAUUUGUUACAGGCAUACCAUAUUAUGAUGACUUUACGAAUUUAGUAUGCUUCAUUAAUCCUGUUCAAUCAUUUUUAAUUGAUUUCUCCAGAAAUUAUGUUUUCACUUUCACUUUAUUCUGUAAUGAACAAAAAGUAACCGAAACAGAGCAUUAUAUAGAUGUAAUGGGUGAAAGCGUUGGAGAAAAAGUAUAUUGUGAUUUAAAUAAUAGUUUUUAUUGUAUUGGAACUUUAGAAGAGGAAUAUUUUGAUUUCAUCUAUUGGAAAGUUUCUCCUAAACAAGUUUUUGAAAAAAUGGAUAAACUAUUUGAAAAAAGUAAAUUAUUGGGAUAUUAA